This is a messenger RNA of Salmo salar (Atlantic salmon), 535 nucleotides long. RefSeq names its product tRNA wybutosine-synthesizing protein 2 homolog. Gene Ontology annotation, molecular function: tRNA methyltransferase activity. Gene Ontology annotation, cellular component: cytoplasm. The record is from RefSeq and is a predicted model, not a curated record. NCBI's taxonomy places the organism in Eukaryota, Metazoa, Chordata, Actinopteri, Salmoniformes, Salmonidae. Gene Ontology annotation, biological process: tRNA methylation; wybutosine biosynthetic process.
UGAGUUUGAUGUGACCAGGUGCAUGUUCUCUGCUGGCAACAUCACAGAGAAGCUCAGGGUUGCCUCAUUCAACUGCAGUGGGGAGACUGUGGUGGAUUUAUAUGCAGGUAUUGGCUACUUCACUAUCCCAUUCUUGGUGCAUGCGGGGGCUAGCCAUGUUCAUGCUUGUGAGUGGAACCCAGAUGCCGUGGAAGCCCUGCAGAGAAACUUGGGAGUUAAAUGGAGUGUGGCAUCACUGCACCGACCACAACAGAGACAACCGGCAACUCCCAUUGUGUAACCUGGCUGACCGGGUGAAUUUGGGUCUUAUACCCAGCUCUGCAGAUGGCUGGCCUGUUGCCUGUCGACUACUGAGGAAAAGGACCGGUGGCAUGUUGCAUAUUCACCAGAAUGUUACCGCACCACAUCAUAUUACAGACUGUGACACUUCCUCUGUUCCUGUCAUGGAGAGAGUGGACAUUUCUGGAGGAGACAUUACAUUACAUUACAUUUACAUUUAAGUCAUUUAGCAGACGCUCUUAUCCAGAGCGACUUA